AUGAUUUUAAAAAAAAGCAGUUUAAGCACAAAAACAACAAAGUAGGGACAACCUAUAAUCGUUUGUUAUGAUAGUAAGGAAAAAUUGCCUAUAGAAUUAAAAUAAGUAUAAUAUACUGUUUAUAUCUAACCUGGUUUAGCAAUAGAGUAUAUAUGUUAAAUCUAUUCAACUGAAUAAAACAAAGAUCAAUGUGAAUUAGAAUACUUGUUUACAAUAGAUUAAAAUUCAGCUGAUACUAAGAUGAUAGUUGAACUUGGAGAUUAAAAAGUUUAUGGAAUUAAAAGAAUUAAAAGAGGCAAAAAAUGA
Molecule: messenger RNA, 306 nt
Organism: Paramecium pentaurelia
Lineage: Eukaryota; Ciliophora; Oligohymenophorea; Peniculida; Parameciidae
Source: the annotation of a GenBank genome assembly